GAAAUACUGAGUCGAUGACCACGAAGACGCGGACCACACGUUGCUUUCCGCCGUCCUUCAAUGUCCGACUUGGCACUUUGCUGCCCUCCGCAAAAUGUUUUCGUUGAAAAUGCCAGAAGCACGACGAAAUUCAAAUUAAUGUGAGUCGGUGCAUUGAUUCCUUGUCCUCCUCGGUGUCUCCCCUCGGUUAAUCACAGUGUCGGUAAGAGCAGCAUCUGUACACGGGCAACCGAACAAGACGGACAAAUUUAUCUAUCUAUCACUGCUAGGCCUGAGCCUGUUAUGGAAGCAGUACAUUCUGACUACCUUUUCGUUUUGGUGUACAUGUACUACUCAUGUGCAGUUAUCCCCGCGUUCCUUCAAUAACAUAGCCCCGGCUGAUGUAUUUGAUACUGCCAAAAUGCUUGAUGUAAAUACCAGUACGUUGACAACGCAAAUACUAACCUCAGAUGAAGUACUUCUUCCAUGGUCGUCUGAACUCAAGAGCAAACGCAGUACGAUUUCGCAAAAACUCAAAUUUGGUGCUACAAACAUAAACAACGACAAGAGCGCUGCCUUUCCCCGAUCCGCGCUGGAAAAUGCAUCUGAAGGGGACGAAGCUGACGCGACCGUGGCCAGUUCUCCGCCACCGUCAUCUCGUCCGGUGGCUGCGGUUUGCCUGGAGAAGAGUCACGGUAGUACAACAAGAAGCACAGAUGUAGUGACACCUAGGCAUUUGCUUUUGCCAUCGGUAGCAACGACCGGGAAACGUAAAAAGCAUGAAUACGAGCGCCGCAAGGGCUUCGUGCACGUGUGCGGUGGAUCUGCGGCUGGGAAGUCGACGCGGAUGCGUUUUCUCGUGGAUUUCCUGGAGCGUCCGGAGCUGGUAGAGCACGCGACGGGAGGGCGCUUUACGGUCAGCAGCGCCAAGAAAGUUCACAUCGAGCUUCCACAGGAUGUUGAUCCGAUUCCCGUCAUCAAGAAUGCGGGGGUGCAGCGAGAAAAAAAAAAUCCCAACGAGAAGAAAAUGGCUUCAAAUUGUUCACCAAAGACGAUGAAAGUCGCUGGAUCUAAGAGCAAGAUGAAGCAAAAGCAAAUGCGUGUGGGUGCAUCAAAAAUAUCACCAGGACAUCAGACUACCAAGGCGGUGAAGGUGGAAGGGCCGAAAAGUACAAGAAAAAACGUACGAAAGGCAGGCUCGUUCAAGAUGAAGACUGUGAAAAGUACUUCGUCGCUGACCAGUGGGGGCGAGUGUACACCGAAGGGGUCGGUGGCUGGAUUGUCUUCCCGAGGGUCUCCGACGGUGGAUCAUAUCGUCUGUGGUGCGGACAGGAAGUCCCGCCCGACAUCGAAGAAAAUAAGAGGCAAAGACACAGUCAUACUCGGACGUAGUACGACUUCGACUGGGCCCUCGACUAAAAGAACUGCAUCGAAAGUGUCUUCUAUGAUGAAAAAAGGGAAACGUACUGCCAAGAGCGAGAUGAAAUCCAAGCAGAAGAUGGCUACGAAGCAUGCGUCUUCUGGUGCCGCGGGUUCGUUGACCUCGCCCGCUCCAGAGAAAUUGAGGAAAAAGAAGUCUCCGCUUGUGCAUGCUCCCGCCUCGAUCUACACGCUCGAACUGACUCAAGACGGCGGAAGUGUUUUGGGGUUUGGACCCGGCCCUGUGAAGGAGGGUGGAGGUUCCACGCGUCCGGUGAGCAGCAAGCUAAGGGUCGCUAUCGUCGGACAGAAGCAGCAGAACUUUUUCACAAAAAAAGAUACUUGGACUAGCUUCGACAAGAUAGCCCGCAAAAAAGAUCAACUUUUUGUGGUAAGAAGCCUACUUCUAUCUGAGACGUACGACUGUGAUUUCAUUUUCUACGAAGGGAUGUUUGGGCUAAUGAGCACGAACUCCUGGUGGUCGCCGGCUCCCCUGAGAGAAAGUUUAUUUGUUGACGAGCCCAAAGAGAAACACAAGGACAAGCGCAAGCGCGGUGGAAGCUACAACAGCUGCCGAAGUGCAUGUCACGCGGAGAGUGGGUCGAGCGUUCCUCUUGAGUUCCACUACAUUGUCAGCUUUUUCGACAAUCCAGAACAGCAAGCGGCUCGGUUAACCGAGCGCACGCUCAAGCCGCGGAAGAUUACGGAAGAAAAUCUUCUCUGGGGCAUGAACGAGGACGCGCGGAAGUUUGAGACGAAGCUGCAACAGGUUGUAAAUGAAAGCGAGCAUGUAGUAAAAGCAAGCAACGACCACGAGCACGCCGAAAACAGCAGCUCCUUCGAAAAUGUCGUUUUCGUAACUCGCAUCAAGCCAUUGGAAGCAGAUAAAGAAUUUUUGGUAGACUACUUGUGCGAAAAUAUUUUGAAGACCACUAGAAAUAGAGACCUCAAAAGCGUUCCGGGAUAGCAAGAUCUCCUGUCUCUUCGACUGAUUUGAAAUUUCCGAAGUUUUACAAGGGCACAGCAUUUCAUCUACCACCGAGAAAGUCAGAGGAAAAUCCGUUGCAUGUACGAGUGUUCAUUGCAAUUGAG
Amoebophrya sp. A120 is the source of this 2490-nucleotide messenger RNA. The record is from the annotation of a GenBank genome assembly. Lineage: Eukaryota; Dinophyceae; Syndiniales; Amoebophryaceae.